Molecule: messenger RNA, 1209 nt
Organism: Endocarpon pusillum Z07020
Lineage: Eukaryota; Fungi; Ascomycota; Eurotiomycetes; Verrucariales; Verrucariaceae
Exons: 1
Coding region: 1-1209 (402 amino acids)
Source: RefSeq, a predicted model, not a curated record
AUGCUCUUAAGCAGUCAACGAUUGACCUGGAUGCGAAGCAGUGUGAUUACCCUCCCCCCAUUUGCACUCCUUAGGCAGCCGGCAUAUCUAAUGGUAGAAAGAUUGACUUACCCAAAAUCGACCCCCUCGGCACAUGACAUCAACCCUCUUGUGGGUCACGCCCUUCAUGCAGACAUUUCUGCCCGCUUUCGAGCCCUUCAAGGCAGUAAUGGUCCUGUCAAGUCUGUAUCCAUAAAAACAAAAUCUGGCACCUCUUUAGACAUACCCGAGUUGCGGAAGGGAGACGAGGACAAGACUGUAGAAGAGUUACUGGCUGAACUCGGACCAGAAGAGGAGUGGGCAGUCGACAAAGGCGAGGACGACCAAGUAAGAGACCUACUGAAAGAGGCGCAGGACGCACUCAAGGGUCCACCACACACAGAAAAGAAUGAUGAUCUCCGAGACGUAGAGCCAGGGGCUGCGGGCAACGAGCAGCAAAAGCAGACUGCGCGAACGCUGAGUAUCGACCUCUCCGUAUUCCAACCAGAACCCGAUUCCGAAGUGGAGGACACUGCGGAAGCGCAGCGGCAAACGAAAUCGGAGCUUAACCACUCGCUAGACCUAGAAGCACACGAAUACCUCGAGCGUGUCUUGGACGAAAUCAGUCAUGAGAACACAGCAACCCAGCAUAUCGAGCAAGAAGACGAUCCGCCCCCAGAAUAUCGCGAAGCCGAAAGCCAUACACCCCUAUCACCUACCUCGCAUCACUUGCCAUUAUCCUCAACAUCCGACCUUCCCUCCACCCCCUCAAAAGACCCUGUCACACCAUCACCAUCAUCUUUCUCAUCACAAACCCCUUCCACAACCGCCGACCUGAUGACACGCUUCACAUCCCUCUCCCUCGCCCUCCCCAGCGUCCCCACCACCCUCCCUAAACCCGCAUCCUCGCCUUCCCCCAAAUCCUCAAACACUGGAAACACAUACACCGACGCCGAGAUCUCAACUUGGUGCAUCAUCUGCCUCGACGACGCGACCCUGCAAUGCAUCGGCUGUGACGGGGAUCUGUACUGUAGGGAUUGCUGGAUGGAGGGCCAUCGUGGGGGGAGUGCCGGGGUGGAGGAGAGGAGACAUCGGGCGCUGGAGUACAAUAAGGAUAGCAAAGGGAAAAGGAAAGAGGAGGAGCAGAGGGAGAGGAGGAAGAAGAAGAGGGUCGGGUUGGGUGCUGUGUGA